UAAUUUCCCCCUGCCUGGUGUAAUUUUUCGAGUGAACAGAGCAGGGCCAAGAAGACGGGAGGCAGCCCCCGUGUCCCUCAGAAAGAACAAGGGAUUAAGGUGGGGAACGGUUUAAGAAGGUGACGGUGGUGGAAAACAGGACGUUCUGGACAUACACAGCAAAGCCUUGGUCAUGAAGCUGCAGUAAGGAAGACAAGGACUUCUUGCUCACGUGUUUUUUUUUCUCGGGGGAAUUUGAAUUUGGAUUUGGACAACAGACUCAGGUGUCUUACUUUUUGUUUCCACUGGGAUUGAGUGCGCUGUUUUUUUGGAGCGGGAACGUCGGCCAACAUGGAGGGCGGCAACGCGCCAGCAGCCCUCGUCUUGAACGAGGAAGAGCUGAAGAGGAAGCAGAAGGAGAAACUGAAGAAGCUGGCGGCCACAGGGGGUAACCCCCGUCCCGCCCGCUCCCUCUUCCUCUUCACGCUGAAGAACCCCUUCCGCAAGGCCUGCAUCAACAUCGUGGAAUGGAAGCCAUUUGAGGUUAUAAUCCUUCUGACUAUCCUGGCUAACUGUAUUUCCCUGGCUAUCUUCCUGCCCUUGCCUGAGGUGACCACCGAGGACUCCAACAACACCUUGGAGAUUCUGGAAUACAUCUUUCUGGUCAUCUUCACUGUGGAGUGCUUUCUAAAAUUAGUGGCGUACGGGUUCUUAUUCCAUGAAGGGGCGUAUUUACGGAAUUGCUGGAAUUUACUGGACUUUGUCAUCGUGUUUAUGGGCCUUUUCACUCUCAUUGUGGACGGCAUCAACAAACUGGGUGGGCACCCUGUGGAGAAGCAAGGCGGGUUUGACAUGAAAGCCUUAAGGGCCUUCCGAGUCCUGCGUCCGUUGCGUCUCAUCACAGGCGUCCCGAGUCUGCAUGUGGUGAUGGACUCCGUCAUCAAAGCCAUGCUGCCCCUCUUCCACGUCGCCCUGCUGGUGUUCCUCGUGGUCACCAUUUAUGCUAUCAUGGGUCUGGAGCUCUUCAAGUGCAAGAUGCAUAAGACCUGCUACUAUGAAGGAACAGACAUCCUGGCGACUGAGGGGAACGAGGUUCCUGCCCCAUGUGCCCAGGCUGGCCACGGGCGCCGGUGCACCAUCAACGGGACGGAGUGCCGGGGGGGCUGGCCGGGACCGAAUUAUGGCAUCACUCACUUUGACAACUUUGGCUUUGCCAUGCUCACGGUCUUUCAGUGCAUCACAACUGAGAGCUGGACCGAUGUUCUGUACUGGGUGAAUGAUGGUAUUGGUAAAGACUGGGCCUGGGUGUAUUUUGUGAGUCUCAUUUUGCUAGGCUCUUUCUUUAUGCUGAAUCUCAUUCUUGGAGUCCUGAGUGGGGAGUUCUCCAAGGAGCGCGAAAAGUCCAGAUCCAGGGGAGAGUUCACGAAGUUGAGGGAGAGACAGCAGCUGGACGAAGACUUGCAUGGAUACAUGGAAUGGAUCACUCAAGCAGAGGUCAUGGACUGUGGGGAUGGAACAGCGCUGCUUCCUCUGAAAGAGAAUGGCUUAGAAACAGACAACCUGUAUGACAUGGAAGGCUGGAACCGUGUAGUCUACUACUAUCGCCUGGCACGCCGCUGGAACACAAUUUUACGGCGGAAAUGCAUCAACGUUGUGAAGACCAAGUGGUUUAACCGGAUGGUGAUUCUCACCGUCUUCCUUAACACACUGGCCAUUGCCACAGAGCAUCAUCACCAGUCUGAAUCGCUCACACUGUUGCAAGAUGUUGUCAACAGAAUCUUCUUGACUCUGUUUGCUAUUGAGAUGUUCAUGAAGAUGUAUGCCUUUGGCCUGCCAGUCUAUUUUUUUUCCGUACUCAACCGCUUUGACUGCUUCGUGGUGCUGGUUGGCAUUCUGGAGAUCAUCCUGGUGUCAGCCAAUGUCAUGACACCCCUGGGCAUCUCGGUGAUGAGGUGCAUACGACUGUUGCGCCUGCUGAAACUCACAAAGAAUUGGCCAUCCUUGGCCAACCUCAUAGCCUCCUUGCUGAACUCAGUGCGGUCCAUUGCCUGCCUUCUUCUCCUCCUCUUCCUCUUUAUUGUCAUCUUCUCGCUCGUGGGGAUGCAGGUGUUUGGUGGCAAAUUCAACUUCCCUGACCAAGUGCCGCGGCGUAGCAACUUCAACAACUUCCCUCAGGCUCUGAUCAGUGUCUUCCAGGUCCUGACGGGAGAGGAUUGGAACUCCAUCAUGUAUGAUGCCAUAAUGGCUCACGGAGGGCCAUCUUUCCCUGGGAUCCUUGUCAGCAUUUACUUUGUCACCCUUUAUGUCUGUGGAAACUUUAUCCUUUUGAAUGUCUUCCUGGCCAUCGCCGUUGACAACCUCACAGAGGCAGAGACCCUAACGUCAGGCCAAGCGGAGAAAGAAAUGGAGAAGGAGCGCAAGAAGCUUAAAAAAAAGAAGAGUGAAGAGGAGAGGAAUACUUUAGCCAAGAAGCUGGCUGACCAGAGGGCCAAGGCAAUGGAGGGAAUGGCCACAACAGCAACGAUGAAAGUAGAUGAAUUUGAAUCGAAUGUCAAUGAGGUGAAGGACCCCUUCCCCACCGCUGACUUCCCAGGUGAUGAUGAGGAGGAGCAGCCGGAGAUCCCAGAUACCCCUAGGCCGAGGCCCAUGGCCGACCUGCAGCUCAAAGAGGAGGCGGUUCCCCUGCCUGAGGCCAGCUCCUUCUUCAUAUUUGGACCUGAGAACAAGAUUCGUAAGAUGUGCUACCGGAUCAUCAACCACUCCUACUUCACCAACACCAUCCUGCUCUUCAUCCUCCUCAGCAGUAUCUCCCUGGCUGCUGAAGAUCCCAUUGAUCCCAAUGCCUUCAGGAAUAAGAUCCUGGCCUAUGCUGAUAUUGUCUUCACCUCUGUGUUCACCAUUGAGAUUGUGCUCAAGAUGACUGUUUACGGUGCAUUUCUGCACGAGGGCUCUUUCUGCAGAAACUCCUUCAACAUCCUGGAUCUUAUUGUUGUGAUCGUUUCCCUCUUGUCUUUUGGAUUGGAGUCCAGUGCCAUCUCUGUGGUGAAGAUUCUCAGGGUGUUGAGGGUACUCCGGCCUCUAAGAGCUUUAAACAGAGCCAAAGGGUUAAAGCAUGUGGUCCAGUGUGUCUUUGUUGCUGUCAAGACUAUUGGCAACAUCAUUCUGGUCACUAUGGUGCUAGACUUUAUGUUUGCCUGCAUAGGUGUGCAACUUUUUAAGGGGAAAUUCUACUCUUGCACAGACCCCUCCCAACUCACAGAGGCCGAUUGUCAGGGGAACUUCACUAAACAAAUGCAGUUUUCUCUACAUGACACUGAGGUCAGACCACGAGAGUGGGUCAACAAUGAUUUCAACUUUGACAACAUUUUUAGAGCCAUGCUGGCUCUCUUCACCGUGUCCACGUUUGAGGGCUGGACAGAGUUGCUGUACAAAGCCAUUGACUCAGACAAAGAGGACAUGGGUCCUGUUUUUAACAACCGGGUGGAUAUUUCCGUCUUCUUCAUCAUCUACAUCAUCCUGAUUGCCUUCUUCAUGAUGAACAUUUUUGUGGGAUUCGUCAUUGUUACCUUCAGAACACAAGGAGAGCAAGAAUAUCCGGACUGUGAGCUGGACAAAAACCAGCGUCAGUGUGUGCAGUACGCGCUGAAAGCUAGACCUCUCCGAUGCUACAUUCCCAAGAACCCCCAUCAGUACCAGGUGUGGUACCUGGUGACGUCGUGUUACUUUGAGUACCUGAUGUUCUUCCUCAUCAUGCUGAACACGCUCUGUCUGGGGAUACAGCAUUGUAACCAGUCAGACCAUGUGACAAAGCUAUCAGAUACCCUGAACAUCAUCUUCACAGUCCUCUUUACAUUGGAGAUGGUUGUAAAGCUGAUUGCCUUUAAAGCAAAGGGUUACUUUGGAGACCCCUGGAAUGUCUUUGACUUCCUCAUUGUCAUUGGUAGUGUUGUUGAUGUGGUCUUGAGUGAAGUGGAUGCAGCACUUGCUUCCAGUGGUGGACUGUAUUGCCUUCAGGGUUGUGCUGAGACCAACCCACUGCAAGCCAUUGCAGAUGCAGAAAACGCCCGUGUUACCAUCACGUUCUUCCGACUGUUCCGUGUCAUGCGUCUGAUAAAGCUUCUCCAUCGAUCAGAGGGCAUACGGAACCUUCUGUGGACAUUCAUCAAGGCCUUCCAGAUCUUCCCCAACGUGGCUCUCCUCAUCAUCAUGCUUUUCUUCAUCUACUCGGUCGUGGGGAUGCAGAUAUUUGGCAAGAUAGCCUUACUGGACGGCACGGAGAUAAACCGCAACAACCACUUCCAGACAUUCCCCAGCGCUAUCCUGCUUCUGUUUCGGUGUACCACAGGAGAGGGGUGGCAGAGGAUCAUGCUGGGAUGCAUGGGUGGGAAGCUGUGUGAUCCCAAAGCAGCGGUCCACCCUGGAGAGGAGUACACAUGUGGGUCCAACUUUGCAGUCUUCUACUUCCUCAGCUUCUACAUGCUGUGUGCCUUCUUGAUUAUCAACCUCUUUGUGGCGGUCAUCAUGGACAACUUUGACUACCUGACACGUGACUGGUCAAUCCUGGGUCCACACAACCUGGAUGAGUUUAAGAAGACCUGGGCUGAGUAUGACCCAGAGGCCACGGGUCGAAUCAAACACUUGGAUGUCGUCACCCUUCUGCGGAGUAUCCAGCCACCACUUGGCUUUGGUAAAUUCUGCCCUCACCGGGCAGCAUGUAAGCGUUUGAUAGGCAUGAAUAUGCCAAUGAACAGCGAUGGAACGGUCACCUUCAACGCUACCUUGUUUGCCCUUGUUAGAACAGCCCUCUAUAUUAAAACAGAAGGUAACUUUGAACAAGCCAACGAGGAGCUGAGAGCCAUCAUCAAGAAGAUUUGGAAACGCACCAGUAUGAAGUUGCUGGACCAGGUGAUUCCACCCAUAGGAGAUGAUGAGGUGACAGUUGGGAAGUUCUACGCCACCUUCCUUCUCCAGGAGCAUUUCCGCAAGUUCAUGAAACGACAAGAAGAGUUGUACGGAUACCGCCCAAACAAGAAGAGUGCAUCAGAAAUACAGUGUGGCCUUCGGAACAUUGACGAGGAAGCAGCAGGGGAUCUGCACAGGGCCAUCUCAGGAGACCUUAUUGCUGAGGAUGAGAUGGAUCGAGCCGUGGAGGCUGGAGAGGAGGGCAUCUACAGGCGAACUGGAGGUCUGUUUGGCAACAACAUGACUCAGAUCUCAUCCGAGCCCAGCAGUCCCACGUCUGCGGGGGUGACCAACCAGAGGCCUCUGCAGUUCUCCGAGAGCCGCCCAGGGGACACAGAGUCCCCACCACCCUCAGCGUUCUUGCCCGUCACCGAGUUCUCCUCUGCCACUCCAACAAGAUCCAACACCAACAACAACGCUGCCAACUUCUUCGGAGGACUUGUGUAUGAGAGUGAACUACCAUUUGAUGAGGAGAAGAAAGACUACGCCAAUCAAGAUGUACGGUAUAGCACACAAGAUGGCUUUUUGAGAGACGAAUCACUCACAAGGGCCAGUCAGAUGAGGCGCCUAUCAGAUUUACCCAUCAGAACGGAUAUCACCCAGUUCCCCGUUAACCUCUCUGGGGGUGAGUCAGAGGCCCAGUGCAGCCCUGCUACAGACAAGCUGAUCCAGGAGAGUCUGAAAGAAAGUGGUUUAGGCGCUCUGGCGAGAGAUCCCGAGUUUGUGGCCGUGACCAGGCAGGAAAUGUCCGAAGCGAUACAGAUGGACGUGGCUGAGAUAGAAGGUGCGGCCCAGGGCAUCCUCAACGGGCGCAGUGGCCGCGUCACGAGGCGCAAGCGUCGCCCAAUCCCUGUCCCCCCUCCAGGCCGGCCCAGCUCCAGGAGCCUACUGAGACUACCAGUCAGCGCAAGCGUCGCCCAAUCCCUGUCCCCCCUUCAAGGCCCGCCCAGCUCCAGGAGCCUACUGAGGCUACCAGUCAGCUGUAGGCCAGUACCACACAUUCAAUUCAAUUCAAUUCAAUUCAAUUCAAUUCAAUUCAAUUCAAUUCAAUUCAAUUUUAUUUAUAUAGCGCCAAAACAAUAAAGUUGUCUCAAGGCG
Clupea harengus (Atlantic herring) is the source of this 6039-nucleotide messenger RNA. It is a transcript of the gene cacna1sb, whose product is annotated as calcium channel, voltage-dependent, L type, alpha 1S subunit, b. Bases 331 to 6024 code for a protein of 1897 amino acids. Gene Ontology annotation, biological process: calcium ion import across plasma membrane. The record is from RefSeq and is a predicted model, not a curated record. The transcript has 45 exons. Gene Ontology annotation, molecular function: high voltage-gated calcium channel activity. NCBI's taxonomy places the organism in Eukaryota, Metazoa, Chordata, Actinopteri, Clupeiformes, Clupeidae. Gene Ontology annotation, cellular component: voltage-gated calcium channel complex; membrane.